GUGUGAGAGAGAGGCGUUGGUGGUGGCCUUAGCCUUAUAUAAAGGGCGUAAAGAGAUGUUGGGGCUUUACUUGUUUUGCAAAUUGCUUCAACAAACAUACAGAAUAAAAAGAGUAAGAGGCACUCUAUAGCUAAUCCUCUCCCCACCCCCACCCCCACCCCCACCCCACCAAAAAAGAGAAAAGUUUGAAUGGAAGAACAACUCAACUCUCUAGCUGUAACUCAUCUUCUCCAACACACUCUCAGGAGUCUCUGCAUACAUGAGAAUUCCCAAUGGGUUUAUGCUGUUUUUUGGAGGAUUCUCCCAAGAAAUUAUCCACCUCCCAAGUGGGAUGGACAAGGAGGGGUUUAUGACAGGUCAAGAGGGGUGAGGAGGAACUGGAUAUUGGUUUGGGAAGAUGGUUUUUGCAAUUUUGCAGCGUCUGCAGGUGAGAUGAACGGCGGCGGCGGCGCGAGCUCAUAUGGGCAAUAUCAAGGGCUGCAGCCUGAGCUCUUCUUCAAAAUGUCACAUGAAAUCUACAAUUAUGGUGAAGGUUUGAUUGGGAAAGUGGCGGCUGAUCACAGCCACAAAUGGAUUCACAAAGAGCCAAAUGAUCAAGAAAUCAACUUCCUAUCUGCAUGGCAUAACUCAGCUGAUUCUCACCCCAGGACUUGGGAAGCUCAAUUCCAGUCGGGUAUUAAGACUAUCGCUUUAAUUGCUGUUAGAGAAGGCGUGAUUCAAUUAGGAGCCGUCCACAAGGUUGUUGAGGACCUGAGCUAUGUAGUGUUGCUGAGAAAGAAGCUGAGCUACAUCGAGAGCAUACCGGGAGUGUUGCUGCCGCAUCCAUCUUCAUCUUCAUCUUCAUCUUCAUCUUCUUCAGCAGCGCAGCAGCAAGAGGCGUGGCAGCAUUAUCAGAUGAUGAACCAUCCAAAUGAAUACUACCAUCAUUAUCACUUUGGUAAUCAUCAUGAGGCCAUGAGAAUAACCCCAUCUAUGAGCAGCCUCGACGCCCUCCUCUCCAAGCUGCCCUCAGUCUUGCCCCAACCGCCAAAGGACGAGGACAACCACGACCACGACCACGACCACGGCCACGGCCACCAUUAUGCUUUUCAUCAUCAUGUGAGUAGCACCAAAUAGUCAUCAUCGCUACCUACCUACCUUUUCAUCUUUUAUUAAUAUAAUGUCGACGUUGUGUGUUUAUUAUUAAUCUACCUUCCUAGGAUUUCUUGUUUCUUCAAUUCUUGGUUGCUCCAGAAUAAGGGCCCAACAUCAUCAUCAUCAUAUUCAAUCCAUUUUAUAUCUGCUCA
Salvia miltiorrhiza (redroot sage) is the source of this 1286-nucleotide messenger RNA. Its product is annotated as protein RICE SALT SENSITIVE 3. The record is from RefSeq and is a predicted model, not a curated record. The transcript is spliced from 7 exons. Lineage: Eukaryota; Viridiplantae; Streptophyta; Magnoliopsida; Lamiales; Lamiaceae. The coding region runs from base 190 to 1116 and encodes 308 amino acids.